AUGGGCCGUUCGGGCAAGCUGCGCUCUGGCUGUGCCAGUAAACUCAAGCGUUGGCGUAAAGGACACAGCAGCGACAGCAACCCGGAGGGGCGGCGCUACCGCCUGGCAGCGCGUGGCCGUUUGCUCGCCCCCCGAUCAGAAAACAGUGAUCUGACUGUGGAUGCACUGAAACUGCACAAUGAGCUGCAGUCAUCAGGCCCACUUCCUGCUUUUUGGGAUGGGGAGGGUGCCCAGACCCGUAUGGAAGAUGACAACAAUGCAGAAACAAAGACCCACAAAUCCUCAGCCACCUUCUUGAGUGGCCUGAGCGACUGCACCAAUCUCACCUUCAGCAAAGUGCAGCGUCUCUGGGAGUCCAACUCUGCUGCUCACAAAGAGAUCUGUGCCGUGUUGGCUGCUGUCACAGAAGUGAUCCGGGCACAAGGUGGCACAGAGAGUGAGACAGAAUAUUUUGGUGCACUGAUGACAACUCUAGAAGCGGUUGAAUCGCCAGAAUCCAUGGCUGCUGUAGCUUAUUUGCUCAAUCUGGUGCUAAAGCGGGUCCCAGGUCCUGUGCUUAUCAAGAAGUUCUCUGAUACCUCCAAGGUGUUCAUGGGGAUCUUGGGCUCCCAAGCCUGCGGAAGCUCCACCUUGGCCCUGCGCUGGGUGCUCUCCUGCUUAGCUACAUUGCUGCGGAGACAGAAUCUAGUAGCUUGGAACUACCCGGUCACGAUGCAAGUUUUCCAUGGCCUUCUCAGCUUUACUGUCCAUGUCAAGCCCAAGGUCCGCAAGGCUGCCCAGCAUGGUGUUUGCUCCAUCCUGAGAGGCAGUGAAUUCCUGUUUGGAGAUGGGGCUCCCUCACAUCAUCCAGCGGCAUCCUCGACUGCAAAGUUCUGCGUGCAAGAGAUUGAGAAGGCUGGAGGUGCGAAAGAGAUCACCACCACCUUGCACGUCCUCACUCUGCUGCGUGAAUUGGUGCCUUGCCUACCUGCCUCGUCGGUCAAACCCUGUUGUGAGACCUUGCUUCGCGUCAUGACCCUCAGCCAUGUGCUGGUAACGGCGUGUGCCAUGAAUGUCUUUCAUAGCCUGUUUGCUGCCCAACCGCCUUCAUUGUGCCUGCCAGCCGAGCUCAAUGCCCAGAUCAUUACCGCCCUGUAUGACUAUGUGCCCAGUGAGGGUGACUUGCAGCCUCUCCUGGCCUGGCUGGCUGUCAUGGAGCGGGCACAUGUCAACUUGGCAAGGCUGCAAUGGGAGCUGUGCUGGGCUCACCUUUCUCGCUUCUUCGGUGCAGCCAUGGUCGCCUUCCUUUCCCCACAUGCCCAGGUGGUGUCAGCUGGUGCCCAAACCCUGAAGGUUCUGCUCAAUGAGUGUGUGGCCCCUCACAUGGCCGAACUGGGGCUGGUUUCCUCUGCUACCCCUUCUGGACCUGCUGCCCACGUCUGCAAGAUGUUCAGAGCAGUGGAAGAAGGCCUAAUGUACCGGUUCCACGGAGCCUGGGCCUCUGUGUUGCAGGUUCUGAAGACUUUCUUUGAGGCAUGUGGGCGCCAGUGUCAUCCCAUGAUGAGAAAGUGCCUACAAUCCUUAGCUGACCUCCGUGGCUCCUCACACUUUCCUCACACCAUGUUGCUCGACCAAGCUGUUGGGGCUGCCGUGGCUACCAUGGGCCCUGAGGUGGUGCUGCAGGCUGUGCCCCUGGGUAUCGAUGGCACAGAGGAGACCCUGGAUUUCCCUCGCAGCUGGCUCCUCCCUGUGCUUCGGGACCACAUCCAUGAUGCACCCCUUGCCUUCUUCUGCAGUUACUUCUUGCCACUGGCUACCACGCUAAAAAACAGAGCCACAGACCUUGCCCAAGCAGAACGGCACUUAGAAUCCAAGAUCUAUGAUACUCUGCAGUGCCAGGUCUGGAACCUCUUGCCCAGUUUCUGCACCCAUCCUACAGAUGCAGCCGCCUCUUUCAAGGUCCUGGCACGCACCUUGGGAAUGGCCAUCAGUAACCGAUCUGAUCUGCGGCUUAUAGUUUGCCAAGCUCUUCGCAGGCUAAUAAAUAAGGGUUGCCAGACAGAUGCUGAACAUGCUGAAGUCGGGCGCUUUGCAAAGAACUUCCUGCCCAUCCUGUUCAAUGCUUAUAGCCAGCAGGAUGCUGCCACUGAGAGCCCUGUGCAAAGACGCUCUGUGCUGGACACUAUCCGAGCCUAUUUGACAGUCACAGAGCCUCAGAUGGUGUGUGGAUUCUUGGAAAAAGCUACUGAGAAACUGACCAGUCCUGAUAAUUCGGAGUUUACCAGGCUCUCCAUGUUGGACCUUGUUGUCGCCAUGGCUCCCUACGUUGAUGAGAGGUCUCUACAUUCUCUCUACAAUACUAUCCAGCCCUCUUUGCAGAACAAAGACCAUGGGAUCCAGAAGAAGGCGUACCGGGUACUGGAGGAGGUGUGUGCCUCUGAGCGGCCUUCAUGUCAGAACUUUGUGCAAAGCCACCUGAAGGAGCUGCAGAAUGCUCUGUUGGGCUCCCUGCCCAGUGCAGCCUCACCUGCCAAGAGGCCCCGGCUGAAGUGCCUCUUCCAUGUUGUCAAACAGCUCACAGCAGAGCAUGAGGACUUUGUCACUGCCCUGGUGCCAGAGGUGAUACUCUGCACCAAGGAGGUAUCUGUGGGUGCCCGCAAGAAUGCCUACAAUCUGCUUGUAGAGAUUGGUCAUGCCUUCCUGCGCUUUGGCCCUACUGCCCAUGAUGCCAUGCAGCGUUACCUCCUCUUGGUCUAUGCAGGCUUGAUUGGCUCGGUCACCAUGAUGAGCUGCACUGUUCUUGCUCUUGCCCGGCUGCUGUUCGAGUUCAAAGAACAUAUCAGCCCAGUUGCCUUAGAGCAGCUGGUACAGCAUAUCUGCCUCAUGGUCGGCUCACGGACACGAGAUGUUGUCAAAUCAGCCCUGGGCUUCCUCAAGGUGGCGCUGUUGCUCUUGGAUGAAGCUUUGUUGGGACGGCACCUGCAGACCAUGCUGGAAGCUAUCGGAGGCAUGAGCGAUGACAUGAGGCGGCACUUCCGCAUGAAGUUGCGAAACCUUCUCUCCAAGCUGAUCCGCAAGUUUGGCUUUGACCCUGUGCAGGCUUUGCUCCCAGAGCCGUACUGCAAGGUGCUACUGAAUAUCCGCAAGGCUGAGGCAAGGAAUCGCAAGCGGCAAGCUUUGAAACGGGCAGCAGGCUCUGUAGAAGAGGACAGACCAGUGAGGCCCAAGGGAGACAGCAUGGAGGAGGUCCUGGCAGACUCAGACUCUGACUUGGAAGAUGACAGCAAACAGCGUGAUGGUAAAGAGACCAGGAAGGCAUUACGGCAAAGAGCGCAGGCCUGGCUCAAAGAAGGAGAAGGCGAUGAGCCCCUCAACUUCCUGGACCCUCAUGUGGCACACAGGGUUCUGGCUACCAAGCCAGGCAUUAGUAAGGCUGGGAAAGUCAGCCAUGACUUCAAGGUGUCAGCUGAUGGGCGCCUUAUCAUAUGUGAAGAGGAAGAUGAAGAGGAAGAAGAGACUAAAGGAGUGGAUGAGGAGAUGGCGGAUCUAAUGCAGGAAGUUGGGAUCCGGAGCAAGAAGGCACAGAAGCGCCGAUUCCGGGAGGAGGCAGAUGACGAGCAGGACACUGACGCACAGCCACAGUAUAAAGCUGGGGGGUCUGGAAUCCAUCGUCCUGUCGGCAAGAAUGCAGCACCCAGUGUAGAAUACAAGGCAAAGAAAAGCAAAGGGGACAUCAAGAAGAAGGGCCAGCUGGAUCCGUAUGCCUACAUCCCACUGAACAGAGCCAAACUGAACAGGAGGAAAAAGGCAAAACUUCAAGGACAAUACAAGGGCCUCAUGAAGGGGGCCCAACGUGGUGCUCAGGCUGGCAAGAGGCAACGCAAGAGGCAGCCCCAUACCUAAAGGAGAAAGGACUCAUGAAAACUCAGUCAAGG
Molecule: messenger RNA, 3914 nt
Organism: Euleptes europaea (tarantolino)
Lineage: Eukaryota; Metazoa; Chordata; Lepidosauria; Squamata; Sphaerodactylidae
Gene: RRP12
Product: ribosomal RNA processing 12 homolog
Exons: 34
Coding region: 1-3882 (1293 amino acids)
Source: RefSeq, a predicted model, not a curated record